Selaginella moellendorffii is the source of this 1706-nucleotide messenger RNA. Its product is annotated as tubulin gamma chain. Bases 75 to 1502 code for a protein of 475 amino acids. Gene Ontology annotation, biological process: mitotic sister chromatid segregation; mitotic spindle organization; meiotic spindle organization. The transcript has 11 exons. Gene Ontology annotation, molecular function: GTP binding; structural constituent of cytoskeleton. Lineage: Eukaryota; Viridiplantae; Streptophyta; Lycopodiopsida; Selaginellales; Selaginellaceae. Gene Ontology annotation, cellular component: centrosome; microtubule; nucleus. The record is from RefSeq and is a predicted model, not a curated record.
GCCACGUCGGCGGCCAAAGGGAUUUUACUUGGGCAUUUCUUUGGUAGCAAGGCACUCCCGCGCUGCUUGGGGCGAUGCCGCGCGAGAUCAUCACGCUCCAGGUAGGGCAAUGUGGGAACCAGAUCGGCAUGGAGUUUUGGAAGCAGCUCUGCCUGGAGCACGGCAUCAACAGCGAUGGCAUCCUGGAGGAUUUCGCGACUCAGGGCGGCGACCGGAAGGAUGUGUUCUUCUACCAGGCCGAUGACGAGCACUACAUUCCCCGGGCGCUGCUUUUGGAUUUGGAGCCCCGGGUGAUCAACGGCAUCCAAAACAGUGAAUAUCGAAAUCUCUACAACCAUGAGAACAUCUUUGUGGCUGAUCAUGGAGGCGGUGCUGGGAAUAACUGGGCAAGUGGAUAUCACCAGGGUGAGCAAGUGGAGGAAGAUAUCAUGGAUAUGAUCGACCGAGAGGCUGACGGCAGUGACAGUCUCGAAGGAUUUGUUUUGUGUCACUCAAUCGCCGGAGGAACAGGAUCAGGAAUGGGAUCUUAUCUACUGGAAGCUCUGAAUGACCGAUACAGCAAGAAACUCGUGCAGACUUACAGUGUGUUUCCAAACCAAAUGGAGACAAGCGAUGUGGUUGUCCAGCCUUACAACUCACUGCUGACACUGAAGCGGUUGACGCUCAACGCCGAUUGUGUUGUUGUCCUGGACAACACUGCGUUGAACAGAAUUGCGGUGGAUCGUCUUCACAUUCCGAACCCGACUUUUGCACAGACGAAUUCCUUGGUGUCGACAGUGAUGUCUGCGAGCACGACCACGCUGCGAUAUCCCGGCUACAUGAACAACGACCUCGUUGGGCUGGUUGCCUCGUUGAUUCCUACGCCUCGGUGCCACUUUCUCAUGACCGGAUACACGCCUUUGACAGUCGAGCGUCAGGCAAACGCCAUCCGGAAAACCACGGUGCUUGAUGUCAUGAGAAGGCUGCUACAGGCAAAAAACAUCAUGGUUUCAUCUUAUGCCAGAACCAAAGAAGCAAGUCAAGCAAAAUACAUCUCGAUCCUUAAUAUCAUUCAAGGCGAAGUCGAUCCCACACAGGUGCACAAAAGUCUGCAGCGAAUUCGCGAGAGAAAGCUUGCCAAUUUCAUCGAAUGGGGACCAGCGAGUAUACAGGUUGCACUCUCGAGGAAGUCGCCUUACAUUCAAACCGCGCAUAGGGUGAGCGGGCUCAUGCUGGCAAGCCACACAAGCAUUCGCCAUCUGUUCAGCAAGUGUAUCAGCCAGUACGAAAAACUCAGGAAGAAGCAGGCUUUCUUGGACAAUUACCGCAAGUUUCCCAUGUUUGCCGACAAUGACUUAACCGAGUUCGAUGAGUCAAGAGAAAUCGUACAGAGCCUGGUGGACGAAUACAAAGCAUGCGAAUCCGCCGAUUACAUCAAGUGGGGCAUCGAGGAGCGCAACAAGUCCACUGGCUUGGACGGCCCCAUGACUGGAACUUUAGAGUCUAGAAUCGCCGCAAUCUGACCAGCGCAGCGGUCGUGUUUGUACACUCGCCACUUUCCUGUGCAGUUGAGUUUUGAUACGAUUUCCAGGUAUGAGUUUUCAAGUUCUUCCUUCUCUCGCAGACGAACGCGUCAAAGCAUCGCGUUUGUGUUAACUUAAAACGCGAGUGAGCGGCCAAUUGUCCUUUAAUCACACUGUGGAGGUAGCGUUUAUUCGUCGCUGUUC